UAGACGAUCUUCGAUACCGGCGUCCACUUGGCAAGGGUCCGAUCAUUACCUUAAACCUACUUGACUCAGUUUGAGACCUGGAUGCUUGUCUCUUAGCAAGUCCACUAUUUAUGCUGCUGUGUGUUUUAUUUGUUUAAAGACUGUAGUUAAUGAUUUAAGGUUCUUGUGGACACCUGGCUGGACGUUAAGGGAUUCAAUAACAUGGACGCAUUUGUAACCUGAGGUGACACAACUCACCGCCUGCUAAUGGCUAACUCACAUAGCUAGCUAAUAACGUUAGUGGAAAAUGUGUCACGCUGACUAAAGAAUGCGACAGCCUUACUGGACAAUCUUCACAUCUUAAACUGAGCUAGUUAUACUACCUUAUAUUUAUUCCUUUAUCUACGAGCCGCAAGAGACCGGAAGUAAGUUCCUUCAGGAUAAAAGUGAGCGUACAAAAUUGAUUAGAAUAUUGCUAUUUGGUGAAGUAAUUUCUGCCACAUUCUGAGUGAGCUUUAAAUACCCGGAAGGAUUCUGGCAGUAUGUAUGUUGUGUUUCUGAACGUAAGACCUCGUCGAAGCUUUGAUAAGAUUUCCGGCAUUUACCUCUAAAUUGCUAAUCACUCAGAGUUGUGUUUUGAAAAGCCAGUUUCUAUCUGGGAUAAUUUAACACUGGUAGUACUUGUCAUAACUCCCUGUAUCCCGCCUUGAUAACAAGCAUGGGUAUCAAAGCAUGUGUGAGCUGCACUGUUUUAUUCAUCCUGCUGGAUGUUGCCAUCACCACUCUCCUAUACACACAUGGAUUACACUUAAUCAUAUUCAGAAAGGAUGCCUUGUACUUUAACAUCCUCCAGUCAGCAUUGGAUCUCUGGGGGACCGUGCUGCUCCGAGCCUCACUUCUUCUGGGAGCCUCCAUAGGUGUGUCAUGGAACAAGGAGGACGGCCCAACGAGGGUCGCUACACUCACCACCCUCAUUCUUCUCAUCUGCCUGAUUGUCAUCACCUACGCCCUUGCCAAGCUGCUGAUGCUGACUGAGCUGGAGCCUCUGACACAGCAGCCCUGGCUUUUGAGCCUGAUAUGCUGGACUUGUGCCUCCUCCCUGGGUGUCAUGCUUCUCUGGAGGCUGCUGGGGAAGGAGCCUGGCUCACUGAGCAGUCACAAUAGCCGCAGCAGCAGCGGCAGAGCAGUUGGAGGCUCCGAGGACACUGAGAAGCUGGUGGGGACAGCUAGUGAGGAGGAGCGGGAGGUGGGGUGUGAGAGGAAGAAGCAUAAGGAGGAGGGAAGCCAGGAGAAGGAGAAGACCAGCUCUGGGGCUACAUUGGGACGUUUGAUAACCUUCUGCAGGAAGGAUGGUGGGCUGCUGUCUGUAGCUGUCCUCUUCCUCCUCAUCUCUGCUGUGUGUGAAGCCUUCAUACCAUACUACUAUGGGAGGGCCAUAGACAGCAUUGUGGUUCACCAGAGCAUGGAGUACUUUGCUAAGCCGGUCAUAACACUGGGAGUACUGGCUUUAGCUAGUUCAGUUGCAAUGGGAGUGCGUGGAGGCGUCUUCACGCUGACCUUUGCUCGAUUAAACCUUCGGCUCAGGAACCAUCUCUUCAGAACUCUGAUGAGGCAGGAAAUUGCCUUUUUUGACGAAAAUCACACAGGUGACAUCAUUUCACGUCUGUCAGCUGACACCACCCAAGUGAGUGAUCUCAUCUCCCAGAAUGUCAACGUCUUCCUGAGGAGCACCAUCAAGGGUGCUGGCUUCUUCAUCUUCAUGUUUGGGAUGUCCUGGAAGCUCACACUGGUGACCAUCAUGGGAUUUCCUUACAUUGCCCUCGUCUCUAAACUUUAUGGAGAAUACUACAAGAAACUGACCAAAGAAGUGCAAACAACUCUUGCAGAGGCCAAUAAAGUUGCAGAAGAAACCAUUUCAGCCAUGAGAACAGUGCGGAGCUUUGCUAACGAAUGUGGUGAGGCUGACUCCUACUACGCCAAGCUCUUGGUCAUGUUCCAGCUCAACAAAAAGCAAGCAGUGGCCUAUGCUUGCUACAUGUGGUCCAGUUGUAUUUCAGAACUUGCCUUAGAGGUUGCAAUCCUCUACUAUGGUGGUCACCUUGUGGUUACUGGUCAGAUGAGUAGUGGUGCCUUGAUAUCUUUUUUUAUAUACAUGCUUGAGCUGGGAGAAUGCCUAGAGAGCAUUGCAUCUGUGUACACGGGCCUUAUGCAGGGAGUGGGAGCUGCUGAGAAGGUUUUUGAGUACCUUGACAGGAAUCCCAAACACUCAGCUGAUGGCACAGAGGCUCCAGACACAUGUACUGGUUUGGUUGAAUUUAAAGACAUCACAUUUGCCUACCCAGCACGCCCUGAGAUUGAUAUUCUCAAGGGAGUGUCAUUCACCUUGCGGCCUGGAGAGGUCACAGCCCUCGUGGGACCCUCAGGCAGUGGAAAGAGCUCCUGUGUGAGUCUGGUGGAAAACUUCUACCUGCCUCAACAAGGCCAAGUGCUGCUGGAUGGAAAACCUGUUCACACCUUUCAGCACAACUAUCUCCACUCCAAGGUAGCUCUUGUUGGUCAAGAGCCUGUGCUGUUUGCCCGGACGGUUGAGGAAAACAUCACCUACGGCCUGAGUGACGUCCCCAGAGAGGAUGUGGUGCAGGCUGCCACCAAGGCUAAUGCUCAUGACUUUAUCACCACCCUCCCCAAAGGCUAUGAGACAAAUGUUGGAGAGAAGGGCACCCAGUUGUCAGGGGGGCAGAAACAAAGGGUGGCCAUUGCAAGAGCUCUCAUCCGCAACCCACGUGUUCUUAUCUUGGAUGAGGCGACCAGUGCUCUGGAUGCAGAGAGUGAGCACAUCGUUCAGCAGGCUCUGAACAACAUCAUGCAGGAGCGCACAGUGCUGGUGAUCGCCCAUCGGCUCAGCACAGUGGAGAAAGCAGACAACAUCAUAGUGAUCGACAGGGGCUGUGUGGCUGAACAGGGCCCUCACAGUCAGUUGAUGGCCAGCGGGGGGCUCUACUGCAAGCUGGUGCAGAGGCAGGUCCUGGGCAUAGAGACAGGGGCGGAGGUCCUAAACCCAUCCGAAAACCUCAGCUGGAAGUCCGAUGGAGGGCGUCAGCGGAGAAGACGAAGCAGCAGCAGCGCCAGCGAGUCUGAGUGCAAUGUUCGCUACUGAGAGUGAACGGCAGGGUGUGGAAAUGGGAUUGGACGGCUGCUCAAACCAUUCUCACUGCAGACGAUAUUCUGUAGCUUCAACAGAAUAUAGACCCCAUAACACUAAAAUUGUUCCAGUGAAAUCCAGAACCUUGAUAUAUUUUAAUGAAGAGUUUGAUCAAAUUAUCACAUCAGAAUUGGUUCAGGAGAAGAUCCACUUAGAUAGAUGAACUGAUUAGCAUUAUUAAGUUAUAAAUAUAGAGUCGAAUGUAUCAAAACAUAUCAAAAAAGGUGAGAAUUGCCAUCGGCAAUAAAACUUGAAUGAAUCAUCGAUGUGGUCAAUAACUGGUAUAUUAGCUUUAAGAGUAGACAAUAUGUUACCCUUGAUGUACUGUAUAACAUUGUGUGUUUGUACUUUUGAAUACCUCAUCAUCUCACUCCAGAAAGAGAUUGUUGUUUUUGUUUUUUUCCCCAGGAUUCUAUAGUGAUUUUGCAGAAACGGGUGUGGAAAUGCUUGGUGUUUCUUUUCAAGGUGGUUAAAUUAUAUAAUUUGUAAUUCCACAAGUAAGCAGUGUAGUGAUUACAAAGAAAAGACAGGUGUCUAUGGCUGUGGAAAUGAUGCACUAUAGAGUAAUAGUAGGAUUGUCAGUGAUAAAGUUACAUCAAUUAAUGGCACUACACGUACAUAAUGUAAUUGUAUAAAUCGCUGUAAGUGAACACUGUAAAAAUAUACUGCAUGUAGUCCUUCAUGGUUACAAACAUGUUGGAUUAAUGCCAUAUGCUACCUUCGCUAUCUUCUGGUAAACCCCCCGUUCGGUUUUCAGAUAAUAGAAACAUGGGCAUACUAUGUAUCAAAUUUCUAAGGUUGGUGCAAUAUCGCUUGGCUGCAACUAAAGCUGAAAAAAUUAGUCGAUUAAUUGAUGAGUUGAGAGAAAAUUAAUCUGCAACUAUUUUGAUAGUCGAUUCAA
Molecule: messenger RNA, 4082 nt
Organism: Xiphias gladius (swordfish)
Lineage: Eukaryota; Metazoa; Chordata; Actinopteri; Istiophoriformes; Xiphiidae
Gene: abcb9
Product: ATP-binding cassette, sub-family B (MDR/TAP), member 9
Exons: 11
Coding region: 698-3136 (812 amino acids)
Biological process (GO): transmembrane transport; peptide transport
Cellular component (GO): lysosomal membrane
Molecular function (GO): ATP hydrolysis activity; ATP binding; ABC-type oligopeptide transporter activity
Source: RefSeq, a predicted model, not a curated record